GUCAGCCCGCCCGGUUCGCAUUUUUAACCAGUGGAGCCAGUAGAAAGCAAAGCUAAAGGACUCGAUGAGCAGCGGGACUACGGUGUGCCACUUGCAGCGGACUGGCAUUUGAGAGAGAGAGCGAGCGAGCGAGCGGCACGGCACCACACCGGAGGACGCGUCGCGAGCGAGUGGGACUGACACAAGAAUCCCUCCUGCACAGGUGAAGCUAUGGGGAAGAUGUUGAUCUUCACUCAGCUGGGACUGCUGCUCUGGAAGAACUUCACCUACCGACGGAGGCAGACGUUUCAGCUUCUGAUUGAGAUUGCAUGGCCGCUCUUCUUGUUCUUCAUCCUGAUCUCGGUGCGGCUGUCCUACCCUCCUUAUGAACAACAUGAAUGUCAUUUUCCAAAUAAGGCUUUGCCAUCAGCGGGGACACUGCCAUGGGUACAAGGAAUCAUCUGUAAUGCCAACAAUCCCUGCUUUCGGUACCCAACACCAGGAGAGUCGCCAGGAGCAGUUGGAAACUUCGAUAAGUCCAUAAUAUCUCGGCUGUUUUCAGAUGCCAAGAAGUUCCUGUUGUACAGUCAGAAUGACCACAGCCGUGCGGGAUUCAAGAAUUUAGUGGACGCGCUGAAGAGCAUGCGGGACUCGAGUCUCGGUUUCAAACUGAAAGACUUCCUCUCAGAAAAUGAAACCCUCUCCACGUUUCUUCAGCAUAACGCAUCCUUUCCAGAAGAGGCGGUGGCAGAGAUUCUCAAUGCAGAUGUCAAUCUGGCAAAUGUGUUCACAAGAGGUUUUGGGGUUCACCUGAAGGACCUCUGCAACUCUUCCAAACUUGAAGAUUUCGUCACUAUUGCCGACCAGCAGGUGGCCCGUCGAUCUCAGGAUGUCAUCUGCUCCUCGUCCAACAGCUGGCUGAGUGCGGCCGAGGAGCUCUUUCUUUCGAAUUUGGACUUCGUGAGACCCAUUCAGGCAAAAGUCUCCCCAGGGUCUCACUUAACCCAGGAAGUAUCUGAGGCAACAAACGGCCUCCUAAAAAGUCUGGCAUCUCUUGCUAUUGAGCUGACCAGCAUGAAGAGCUGGAGUGAUAUGAGGAAAGAAAUCCUCUACCUGAGAGAAAACAGCACAGGCUCACCGAGCAGCAUGUACCAGGCCAUCUCCAGGAUAGCGUGUGGGCACCCCGAGGGGGGGGGCUUGAAAAUCAAGUCACUCAACUGGUAUGAGGACAACAACUACAAAGCUCUGUUUGGAUUCAACAGCACAGAAGAGGACACCGUGUUCUAUGACAAUUCAACCACUCCCUACUGUAAUGAGAUGAUGAGAAAUUUAGAAUCAAAUCCCAUCUCUCGAAUGAUCUGGAGGGCCUUGAAGCCGCUGCUCAUCGGCAAAAUUCUGUACACGCCAGAUAACCCAGCGACUCAAAAGAUAAUUAAGGAGGUUAACAAGACAUUUCAAGAGCUGGGUGUAUUUCGAGACCUUGGUGGCAUGUGGCUGGAGGUCAAACCCAAGAUCUGGCGCUUCAUGGAGAGCAGCCAAGAGAUGGAUAUUGUCCGGACCCUUUUGCAAAACAAUGCAAGUGCCACCUUCUUCAAUGAGAAGUUGAAUGGGACCGGCUGGACUGUGAAGGACAUUGCGGACUUCUUAUCAAAGAACCCUGAGGAGGCGGCACCUGGGAGCCUAUCAUGGCAGAAGGUCUUCAAUGAGACAGACCACGCUGUUUUGACCGUAUCCCGUUUUAUGGAGUGCAUCAACCUGGACAAGCUGGAGCCCGUCGCCAAUGAGGAGAGACUGGUGAACCACUCCAUGAAGCUGCUCGAUGAAAGGAAAUUCUGGGCCGGAAUCGUCUUUCCAGAAAUGGGAUCCAAUAGCACGGAGCUGCCCCCCCAUGUAAAUUACAAGAUCCGGAUGGACAUCGACACCGUGGAAAGGACCAACAAAAUCAAGGAUGGUUACUGGGACCCUGGUCCUCGGGCAGAUCCAUUUGAGGACAUGCGUUACAUCUGGGGAGGAUUUGCUUACCUUCAGGACGUCAUUGAACAUGGCAUCAUCCGAGCACUGACAGGCAGUGCAAAGAAGAUUGGCGUGUAUAUGCAGCAAAUGCCAUACCCUUGCUAUGUGGACGACAUCUUCCUGCGUGUGAUGAGCCGGUCUCUACCCCUCUUCAUGACUCUGGCUUGGAUUUAUUCAGUGGCCAUUAUUAUCAAAGGCAUUGUGUAUGAGAAGGAAGCCCGCCUGAAGGAGACCAUGAGAAUUAUGGGCCUCGACAACGGCAUCCUGUGGCUCAGCUGGUUCAUCAGCAGUCUCAUCCCGCUCCUCAUCAGUGCAGCCCUUUUAGUUCUCAUCCUGAAGAAAGGAAACCUCCUGCCUUAUAGCGACCCCAGUGUUGUGUUUGUUUUCCUCGCCUCGUUUGCUGUGGUCACCAUCAUGCAGUGCUUUUUGAUAAGCACGAUUUUCUCACGGGCAAACUUGGCAGCGGCUUGCGGAGGCAUCAUUUACUUCACCCUCUAUCUACCGUACAUCCUGUGUGUGGCCUGGCAGGAUUACGUCGGCUUUUCUCUUAAAGUCAUAGCGAGUUUGCUGUCCCCGGUGGCCUUUGGGUUUGGCUGCGAGUAUUUUGCGCUGUUUGAAGAGCAGGGUGUGGGGAUUCAGUGGAACAAUCUCUUCUCAAGCCCGAUGGAGCAAGACAGCUACAACCUGACCACCUCCAUCUGCAUCAUGUUUUUCGACGCUUUCCUCUAUGGUGUAAUGACCUGGUAUAUUGAGUCUGUCUUCCCCGGACAAUAUGGAAUCCCACGGCCUUGGUAUUUUCCAUUUACAAAGUCUUACUGGUUUGGUGAAUCAGGAGGAAACAUUCCAACUACUCCACUGAACAAGACUGGAAAUACAGAAGUUUGCAUGGAAGAGGAGCCGACUCAUCUUGAACUGGGCGUCUACAUCAAGAAUCUGGUGAAGAUUUACCGGGAUGGGAAGAAGGUUGCAGUGGACGGCCUGACGUUAGGUUUUUACCAGGGACAGAUCACGUCAUUCCUUGGGCACAACGGAGCAGGGAAGACCACUACAAUGUCAAUCUUAACUGGACUCUUCCCACCCACGUCUGGCACGGCUUACAUUCUUGGAAAGGACAUCCGCUCCGAUCUCAGCUCCAUCCGGAAGAACCUCGGAGUGUGUCCUCAGCACAACGUCCUUUUUGAUCAGUUGACCGUUGAGGAGCACAUCUGGUUCUACGCGCGGCUGAAGGGCCUGACUGAGCAGGAGGUCAAGGCCGAAAUGGAGCAGAUUGUGAACGACGUCGGCCUCCCUCACAAGCGCAAAGCCAAAUCCAGCCAGCUCUCCGGUGGUAUGCAGCGCAAGUUGUCGGUGGCCUUGGCCUUUGUGGGCGGCUCCAAAGUGGUCAUCUUGGACGAGCCGACGGCUGGAGUGGACCCUUAUUCACGCCGGGGCAUAUGGGAGUUACUGCUGAAAUACCGCCAGAAACGCACCAUCAUCCUCUCGACGCACCAUAUGGAUGAAGCUGACGUUCUCGGAGACAGGAUCGCCAUCAUUUCCCAUGGCAAACUGUGCUGCGUGGGUUCCUCCUUAUUCCUGAAGAAUCAGCUAGGAACGGGUUACUACCUGACCCUGGUCAAGAAAGACCUGGAGGCGUCCAUCAGCUCGUGCCGGAACAGCAGCAGCACCGUGUCAUUCCUCAAGAAGGAGGACAGCGUUUCCCAGAGCAGCUCUGACGCUGGACUUGGCAGCGACCAUGAAAGCGACACGACGACAAUAGACGUUUCUCUCAUCUCCAGCCUCAUCCUGAAACACGUGCCAAAGGCUCGUUUGGUUGAAGAUUUUGGCCACGAGCUGACGUAUAUUCUGCCCUAUGAGUCUGCCAAGGACGGGGCUUUUGUCGAGCUCUUCCAUGAAAUCGAUGACAGGCUGUCGGACUUGGGCAUCUCCAGUUACGGCAUCGCGGACACCACUUUGGAGGAGAUUUUCCUCAAAGUUGCUGAGGACAGCGGAGUUGAUGCCGAGACUUCAGAUGGCACCAUCCCCACCCGGAGGAAGCGGAGACAUGCAUUUGGGGACAGACAGAGCUGCUUGAGGCCGUUUACAGAUGAUGACAUAUUUGAUAUUAAUGACUCCGAUAUGGACCCAGAGGCGAGAGAAACUGACAUGCUGAGUGGAAUGGACGGCAAAGGCACCUACCAAGUGAAAGGCUGGAGCCUCAUGAGACAGCAGUUCGUGGCUCUCCUCUGGAAGCGGCUGCUCCAUGCCAAGCGCUCCAGAAAGGGGAUCUUUGCCCAGAUUGUCCUGCCAGCCGUCUUUGUGUGCAUCGCCCUGGUGUUUAGCCUGAUUGUCCCACCAUUUGGAAAAUAUCCCAGUUUGGAAUUGGAGCCAUGGAUGUAUGAAGAGCAGUACACGUUUAUCAGUAAUGAUGCGCCUGGAGAUGACAACAUAGAGAGUCUGCUGAGUGCUCUAACAAGCAGUCCGGGCUUUGGUACGAGGUGCAUGGAGGAAAGUCCGUUUCAAAACGAUUCAUGCAGUGCUGGAAAUUCCACCUGGAGAACCCCAGACAUUCCACAGAAUGUUAAGGACCUCUUCCUCUAUGGAAACUGGACGAUGGAAAAUCCCUCCCCUUGCUGCGAAUGCAGCAAUGAAAACAGAAAGAAAAUGCUUCCCGAGUGCCCAAUUGGAGCUGGUGGGCUGCCACCUUCACAGAUUCUUCAGCCCACAUCAGAUGUCCUUCAGAAUUUGACUGGUAGGAACAUCUCGGAUUAUCUUGUGAAGACGUAUGCCCAGAUUAUUGGGAAAAGUUUGAAGAACAAGAUUUGGGUGAAUGAAUUCAGGUACGGCGGCUUCUCCUUGGGGGCACGAAGCUCACAAAUCCUCCCUGCCGGCGAGGACGUUAACAUCGCCAUUAUCCAGCUUCGAAAGGCUCUUGGCACCGUCAAGAACCCGGCAGCCGACAGAUUUUUGGAAAGCUUGUCGCGGUUUAUGAAAGGCUUGGACACGAAGGAUAACGUCAAGGUCUGGUUUAACAAUAAAGGGUGGCAUGCAGUCGGAGCUUUUCUGAAUGUCAUGAACAAUGGCAUUCUUCGCGCCAACGUGCCUAAAGGAAAAGACCCCAGCACAUACGGAGUCACCGCCUUCAAUCACCCCCUGAACCUCACCAAGGAGCAGAUCUCGCAAGUAGCACUAAUGACGACAUCGGUGGAUGUCGUGGUUUCCAUUUGCGUCAUUUUCGCCAUGUCCUUCGUCCCGGCCAGCUUUGUUGUGUUCCUCAUUCAAGAAAGGGUCAGCAAGUCCAAGCACAUGCAGUUCAUCAGCGGAGUCAAGCCGGGCCUCUACUGGCUCGCCAACUUCGUCUGGGAUAUGUGCAAUUAUGUGGUCCCUGCAACCCUCGUCAUCAUCAUUUUCAUCUGCUUCCAACAAAAGUCCUACGUCUCCUCAACGAACCUCCCAGUUCUGGCUUUGCUGCUGCUGCUCUACGGGUGGUCCAUUACCCCCCUGAUGUACCCUGCAUCGUUCCUCUUUAAAAUUCCCAGUACGGCUUACGUGGUGCUCACCAGUGUGAACCUUUUCAUUGGAAUUAACGGCAGUGUGGCAACUUUUGUCCUUGAACUCUUCACCAAUAACAAACUGAAUAGCAUUAAUGAGAUCCUCAAGUCGGUGUUUCUCAUCUUUCCCCAUUUCUGCUUGGGCCGUGGACUCAUCGACAUGGUGAAAAACCAAGCCAUGGCAGAUGCCUUGGAAAGAUUUGGGGAGAAUCGCUUCGUCUCUCCGCUGUCUUGGGACAUGGUGGGCAGAAACCUGUUUGCCAUGGCCAUAGAGGGGGCUGUCUUCUUCCUUAUCACGCUGCUGAUCCAGUACAGAUUCUUCAUCAAGCCAAGACCUGUGUCCACCAAACUUCCGCCCAUCAAUGAUGAAGACGAAGACGUGGCCAAAGAGCGGCAGAGAAUAUUAGGCGGUGGAGGCCAGAGUGACAUUCUCGAAGUUAGAGAGCUGACAAAGGUGUACAGAAUGAAGCGCAAGCCCGCAGUGGAUAGACUUUGCGUUGGAAUUCCACGAGGAGAGUGCUUUGGACUUCUUGGUGUCAACGGUGCUGGGAAGACGACCACUUUCAAAAUGCUGACCGGAGACACGGACAUCACAGCGGGAGAGGCCUUCUUAAACAGCAAGAGUGUCCUCUCACAGAUUCAUGAAGUCCACCAAAGCAUGGGGUACUGUCCGCAGUUUGAUGCGAUCAACGAGCUUCUUACUGGGAGGGAGCACCUGGAGUUUUAUGCCAUACUGCGUGGUGUUCCCGAAAAAGAAGUUUGUAAGAUUGCUGAGUGGGGAAUCCGCAAGCUUGGGCUCAUAAAGUACAUGGACAAGAACGCUGCCAAUUACAGUGGAGGGAACAGGCGCAAGCUGUCUACCGCCAUCGCUCUGAUUGGAGGACCACCCGUUGUGUUUUUGGAUGAACCAACGACCGGAAUGGAUCCGAAAGCUCGCAGGGCCUUGUGGAACACCAUCCUCAGCAUCAUCAAAGAAGGCCGCUCCGUGGUGCUCACCUCGCACAGUAUGGAAGAAUGUGAAGCACUCUGCACCCGGAUGGCAAUCAUGGUGAACGGCAGGUUUAGAUGCCUGGGCAGCGUGCAGCACCUGAAGAACAGGUUCGGCGAUGGAUACACCAUCAUCCUGCGAGUGGCGGGUCCAAACCCUAAUCUGACACCAGUGAUGGAGUUCAUAGAGAGUGAGCUUCCCGGCAGCGUGAUGAAGGAGAAACACCGGAACAUGCUGCAGUAUCAGCUGCCGUCCUCCCUCUCGUCUCUGGCCACCAUAUUUAGCAUCCUGUCCAAAAACAAGGAGCAGCUCAGGAUAGAAGACUACUCCGUGUCACAGACCACUCUGGACCAAGUAUUUGUAAAUUUUGCAAAGGACCAAAGUGAUGAAGACCACUCAAAAGACAUUUCACCGCACAGAAAGGAAGCUGUGUUAGAUAUUUCACUUCUUAAAUCUUUCUUACAAGAUGAGAAUGUAAAAGAGAGUAACGUGUGAGCUGGUGACUGGAGACACUGGAGUGAACACUGGGAAGCACCAAGGCUUUGGUUCUUUUCUUUUUUUUUCCCACUCCCCCCAAUCCCAUGUAUUUGAGAAGUUGGUGGGGGGGGGGUGGUGGGGAUAUUGGAUAUUUUGGGACAGCAAUGGACUGAGAAGCAAGGAAUCAGUAGAAGAACCUGCUGAAAAUACUCAAUGCAAGCCAAUGCAAGUCAAUGCAAAUAUUCCACUUGUUCUCGUAUGGAGGCGGUGCCUCGUUUCUUAUUUUGUUUAAAUCGUUAGAAAGUCAAAAGCAAAAAAGACAUAAAAAACUUGAAGAGGUAGGUCUUGUUGCAUAUUGUUUCAUUUUUUUUUUUUAGUGUUUUUUGGAUGAACGGCUCGGCUGUUUUCAUGUGUCAUGACAGGGACGCCCACGCCACCACUGACCGGAGCGUUUUGAGCCUUUCAGGCUGUACGUGUUCGACGGCGUUGGAACGCAUUUAUUGCACAUGACGAGAGGAGUGUUGGCGGGCGUCUUUACAAAUCGUUCGUUCGUUUUUAUAUUUUUCUUGUUUACUGUUCCGUUUACUCAAAAGCCAAUCCAGCAUUAGUGACCAUUAGCCUCUCCUCGGUAGCCGCCGACUGUAAAUGUGUCACACUCCACGCAGUGGGCGCACAAACGCAGACUUUCCGGUGUUGUUGGGUCCGGGUGAGGACUUAUUUAUUAAUCGUCGUCAUUCACGGCGUCGACUGUACGUGAAUUGUUAUUUAAAAGAAAAAAAAAUCAUUUUCGAGUUUCUUGUCAACCACUCGGAAUCCUCAAAGCCGUAGAAAUAAAAAAACUCAAAUUUGCACGCGGCUGCUGUUAUCCUGGCCAUUUUUUUUUUUCCACCCAAAGGGAUCCCAGAAGGACCAUGCCGAGCUUUUUUUUUUUUUCUCUUUUUCCCUUUACAUUCUUCAGGUCAGCACGUUGUUCCGAUGUCGCAGGUAUUAAGCUUUUCCAAUUUCUCAAUGGCAAAAGAUUUGUAAAGGUUGAACCGGAUGUUUGCCGCACGAAUCUGUUGUCUGUGAGCGGUGCCUUAAGGAGCGACGACUUGUUAUGCAGCACCAGUGCCAAGGUCACCUGCCAGCAGCUCGAAAAACAAUUAGUUCAUAAAGAAAUAAAAAUACGCAACCCGUCUGCCUGCCACGCCGCAUCACGUCUCUCAUUUCUCGUGUCUGAAACUCAACGGCGGACUCGGAGCCGCCGCAUCUCGGAAUGCUUUGUAGUUGAGGUUCUCCUGGGGACAAAGACGGGGACUACGGUUUCCUAAACUUUAUACUUCAUGUCAGUAAGCUUUGUAGUUUUUAUUGGUCCUUCGUUCCAAGCACUUUAUACUGUAUUUCCUAGUAACAAUUUAUUUAAAUUUCUUUUUAUAAACAAAGUAUAUAAGUAUUUGCUAAUAAAGAAAAUUGUGUCCAAAAAGAUUAAUUGUUCUUUUUUUUCCCAAACAGUGAACAUGAUUGUUUUUCAGAUUGUUAACUGUUUACACAAAGUAUUAAGAGACUGUAUGGAAUUGUCCAAUGUUACCUGUAAUACUCCAAACUUAUUUACAAAAUAAAACUUGUCAGAUUUUGAGCUGUU
Molecule: messenger RNA, 8605 nt
Organism: Polypterus senegalus (gray bichir)
Lineage: Eukaryota; Metazoa; Chordata; Cladistia; Polypteriformes; Polypteridae
Gene: abca1a
Product: ATP-binding cassette, sub-family A (ABC1), member 1A
Exons: 50
Coding region: 211-7002 (2263 amino acids)
Biological process (GO): transmembrane transport; lipid transport
Cellular component (GO): intracellular membrane-bounded organelle; membrane
Molecular function (GO): lipid carrier activity; ATP binding; ATP hydrolysis activity
Source: RefSeq, a predicted model, not a curated record